AUGAAAAUUGGUGCACUACUCAACGAGAAAUUUAAUGAAUUCAAGACUUUGCUAUUUGGAAAAAUUUGCAAUUUAACAUAUAAGAUUGACAAAUUAGAAGAAAGAAUCCUAAAAAUGGACAAAAACAAUAAUGUAUCAACGCAGGGCUAUGCAGUGGCGGUACAGCACCCAUCAAACCUAGAUAACAGGAAGACUAAGCCGAAAGUAAAAUCUGGCCCACAGGAGAAAAAUAAGGGAGCUUCGGGCAAACCUAAUCCACCUGCAAAACUACACACACCCAUCUCUUCUUUAUCGCCAGUUUCAACUUUAAUCUCUGAUUCCAACACUUCAAUUUUGAGUGUAAGCCAUGAGACAACUGUUGCUCCCCGGGAUGGCGUGGAGCAAAAAGAUUCGGAAGAGUGGAUACAGAGUCCCGAUAGUAAAACUGAGCAAGUUCAUAACGUACGACCACGCCGAAACCGAAAGCUUCCAGACAGAUUUGUAGAGAAUCAAAUUUUGACCAAUCUUCAUGGAAAUGAGGAUGAAAAACCUGAUUCCAUAACUGAAAAUAACGCUAAUGAUGAACGAAAUCGUAAUUCACAAAACAAAAAGGCUGUUGUGAUAUUAACACCAUUAAAACCACACAAUAAAAUAAUAGAAACCAGCUUAGCAGAUUGUCGCCCCAAGAGAAUCUGUCGUCUUCCAUCUAAAUUUGAGGAUUAUUCAGUGAGUCCCAAUAAACAUAUCCCAGUGCAUCCAAUACAAGCUAGUACUCCAAUAGUUCAAAAUGAAAGUUCUAAAAUAUCUAGCAAGAUUAAAAUUACAAAAGAUAAUGUUGAGGUAAGUAGAAAACAAAAACUUCAGAGUAGAAUUAAGAAUAGAUUGAAUAUUAAAGAAGAUAAUUUAGAAGAAAAGACAAGCCUAAAUAGUAAUGUAUCCAUAGAAAAGUCAAAAACAAAUCAGGUUCCGUCAACUAAACCAUUGCCUAUUAAGAAGGCUACACAAAAAACACUGAAAGGCACUAAAAAAGAUAUGGUUUCAAGUAAAAAGCAAUCUGAUACUAACAACAAUGCAAAUGACUUAACUAAGGAUAAAGGUUUGUGUAUUGCAUCAUUGCCUUGUAUGAAUGUAAAUAAAAAUAACGGCUAUCGAUUCUUGGAAAAAAACUAUUCCUUCAAAGUUUUUGAUGACAGAAAGGCAAUGAAAAGAGAUGCAAGUACCCUUGAUGUUUAUGAAUUUACUUAUGAUCCUACAGAAGAACCUGCACCACAAAAAAAGAAACGUAAAAGGGUUGUUCAGAAAAGAAAGGAAAAGCCUAAAACAAUUCUCACAAAUAAUUAUGAUAGAAAUGUGGCCAAGUCUUUAGCAGCCUUAAAAAAUAUUCUAUUAACAAAAUCAUCACAAACUAAACAACACACUGAAAAGACGGUCACAGAAACAAAAACAAUUCAAAAGAAUAUUACAUCUAAUCAGAACUUAAAUCAGAACAAGGAAACGAAAACAGCUACAAAACAAGUAAAUAAUGCAGUCCAGGAAGCUCUACAGAAACAUUACAAUUCCUUCCAAGUAGAAGAUAUUGUUUUAGAAAGUGAACCUGUAGCCAAUGGUCAUAGUGACAUUAAUUAUUCUCCAGUUAAUUCUCCUAAUCAUGUCAGUAUAUCAAAUGAGCCUAAACAAGGCAAUAACAAUGCUGUGGAAGUAAACACUACAAAUAAAGAUCCGCUUAACCUGCAAGAUGACCAUAGUUUCUUUGAUGAAUGUCCAGCAGCUAGUAGUAGCAUGAAUGUGUCCACGAGAAACCCCUUGGCCACACCAUGGAGAGUUGAAUUUGAAAGAUUGCCUAUAAAGUGGCAAGUGAACACAUAUGUCAAACCUAAUAUGACUCCGGCAAUUGAAAGUUCCUUCAUUAAUUUCAAUGACAAUAAAAGGAAGCAUGUCUAUACAAACAUGGUGCCAGAAGAGAAUUGCACAUUACCAGAAAUAAUAGAAAGUAAUAAUGCCACAAACUUGAAACAGACAAAUAUCAUUUCAUUUUUCAAAGAAGUAGUGGACAAAAAUACCAGUAAAAAAUUCAAAAACAAAGCUACUCCAAUAAAAACUAAUUCUAUUUUUGAGGAUAUAACAAACACUUCUGAAACAGCAGUUACUCCAGUUAAACAAAUUGCUUCAAAUAAAAAAAGUAAAAGUGUUACACCAAUAAAGAAAAAGUCUUCAGACAAUGUCACAAGUAGUACAGAUAACACAUCUGUUAGUGAUAAAGAGAAUUCAAUUGAAACAAUUCAAAAUGAUAAACAAAAACCACAAAGUAGCAUAAAAGAUAAUGAUGUAACAUUCUUUGGGUUUGAUGAAAGUGAUGAACAAAACCAAGAAAAUGUAUCACCAAAUAAAGAAAAGUGUCCCAUAAGAGCUUUGAGACCACGCUCUAGAGCUGUAUUACGAGAGCUAAAUGUACAGACAGUGCCUAAAAGAGCUGUAUAUAAACAAACAGAGAAAAAUAAAAAUAAUGAUAAUGCUCGAAAUAACAAGAUUUUUGAUGAAAUGAAAGCAAGUAACCCUCCAAUCAGUCAAGAAAACGCAGAAAAUAUUUGUGAUAAUUCAAAAGACAUUAAUGAUCCAAUAAUAGCUCAUAGUGCCAACUUGAGUGGAGAAGACUCACAAUCUGUGCAUUUGUUUGAAGACCUUGAAUUGCUAGAUGUAAUACAUCAUGUAAAGCCAUCAAGAAAAAGCUAUGCUAGAAAUAAGAAGGUCACGUUCCGACAAAAUUCAGUGUCAAGUGACACACAAGAGAGUGAUCUUGUUGAGCAAAAUAAGUCCAGCGAAGAAGAAGACAAUUUACUUGACCUAACUUUCCAAGAGCCUGCAAUGGAACCGAAGAAACCUAAAAGAAAGAAGAAACCCAACAAACAGUUUUCAAAGAAAGAGGCAAAAGAAGCUGAGGCAUGGGCUGCAGGUUUUAACUCUAUGUGUGAAGAGGUGGAUGAGUUUGAUUUAGUCAUUGAAUGA
Molecule: messenger RNA, 2982 nt
Organism: Parnassius apollo (apollo)
Lineage: Eukaryota; Metazoa; Arthropoda; Insecta; Lepidoptera; Papilionidae
Source: the annotation of a GenBank genome assembly